This is a messenger RNA of Dipodomys ordii (Ord's kangaroo rat), 981 nucleotides long. It is a transcript of the gene Rps4x, whose product is annotated as ribosomal protein S4, X-linked. The record is from RefSeq and is a predicted model, not a curated record. Gene Ontology annotation, molecular function: structural constituent of ribosome; RNA binding. NCBI's taxonomy places the organism in Eukaryota, Metazoa, Chordata, Mammalia, Rodentia, Heteromyidae. Gene Ontology annotation, cellular component: ribosome; cytosolic small ribosomal subunit. Gene Ontology annotation, biological process: translation. The transcript has 7 exons. The coding region runs from base 77 to 868 and encodes 263 amino acids.
CGGCGCGCGCAGCCUCCGACCCUAAUUUCUUUGAGCGCCGGAAGAAGGCGGGCCUCUUUCCGUUCCUAGCGCAGCCAUGGCUCGUGGUCCCAAGAAGCAUCUGAAGCGGGUAGCCGCUCCUAAGCAUUGGAUGUUGGAUAAACUGACUGGUGUAUUUGCUCCUCGUCCAUCCACCGGUCCCCACAAGCUGAGAGAAUGUCUGCCUCUCAUCAUUUUCCUAAGGAACAGGCUUAAGUAUGCCUUAACAGGAGAUGAAGUGAAGAAAAUCUGCAUGCAGCGUUUCAUUAAGAUUGAUGGCAAAGUCAGAACUGAUAUCACCUACCCUGCUGGUUUUAUGGAUGUCAUCAGCAUCGAUAAGACUGGGGAGAAUUUCCGUCUGAUCUAUGACACCAAGGGUCGCUUUGCUGUUCACCGCAUAACACCAGAGGAGGCCAAGUACAAGUUGUGCAAAGUGAGAAAGAUCUUUGUUGGCACAAAAGGAAUCCCUCAUCUGGUGACUCAUGAUGCUCGAACCAUUCGCUACCCAGAUCCCCUCAUCAAAGUCAAUGACACCAUUCAAAUUGAUUUGGAGACCGGCAAGAUAACAGAUUUCAUCAAGUUUGACACUGGUAACCUGUGUAUGGUGACCGGCGGUGCUAACUUGGGAAGAAUUGGUGUGAUCACCAAUAGAGAGAGACACCCAGGUUCUUUCGAUGUGGUUCAUGUGAAAGAUGCCAAUGGCAACAGCUUUGCCACCCGACUUUCCAACAUCUUUGUUAUUGGCAAAGGCAAUAAACCUUGGAUUUCUCUUCCCCGAGGAAAGGGGAUCCGCCUCACCAUCGCUGAAGAAAGAGACAAGAGGCUGGCAGCCAAACAGAGCAGUGGGUGAAUUUCACUUACUAUCUCUAUGUGCCAUCGGAAAUAAGAGAUUGUACUUAUAAAAUGGUCUCUGAAUAAAUAAGAAUCAGAGAAUUUUAAAUAAAAAUGAUCUGAUGUGAUUAA